CCGUUGCCGAAACGGCAGAAAUCACCUCGACUUUUACAUACACUACGACAACCUCAAUUGCUUGAUGAAGAGGAGGAUCAACACAAGAAAGGACAUAGGGCAUUGCUACGCAAGGGCAAGCAUGCGCACCAUGAAGGAUCACGGAAGAAGUGGCGGGAGGAGAUCAGGCCCCGGGAGAGGAAGAGGUAUGAAGCGCUGUGGGCGUCAAACCGCGGUAUCCUGCUUACAGACACGCGGAUGAUGAGUCCGGCGACGAGUAUAAGCAGCGAUCUCGACCGGGACGUGUCGCAGUGCGUGGCCAACGUUGUAGUGAGGGAGGUAUGGAGACGGUCGAGAUUACCUGUGGACGAACUGGCCGAGAUUUGGGACCUUGUCGAUCGAGGGAGGUCGGGGAUGUUGAGCAGAGCUGAGUUUGUGGUGGGAACGUGGCUUGUUGACCAGCGGCUCAAGGGGAGAAAGGUGCCGGCCAAGGUGACGGAUAGUGUCUGGGGGAGUGCGAAUGGGGUU
Molecule: messenger RNA, 507 nt
Organism: Trichoderma virens Gv29-8
Lineage: Eukaryota; Fungi; Ascomycota; Sordariomycetes; Hypocreales; Hypocreaceae
Exons: 1
Biological process (GO): endosomal transport; endocytosis
Cellular component (GO): intracellular membrane-bounded organelle; cytoplasm; plasma membrane
Molecular function (GO): protein binding
Source: RefSeq, a predicted model, not a curated record